AUGGAAGGCUUUUCAGUUUGUUUGUCGAUCACUGGUUUACACAGAGAUGUUUUUGUAGCAGAUAUGCUUGUUUCCGGGAAAUGGCAAGUUCCAUCAUCUUGGCCUUCUGAGAUUUCUCUUUUUCUCGUCUGGAAACGGGUUGUGUUUCUCAUUGUCGGAAUCUGGGAGGAACUUCAUGAAGGAAAGAUGAGUUUGAUUGGAAGUGCAAAGGCAGAGAAGCUGGGGGAGAAGUGGAGUGCUUUGCAGGUUUAUGAAAUCAAAUUAUACCUAAAACGUGUUGAGUUUAUUCAGGAACAGACUAAAUUAGUGUUGGCUGAAAUGAAGUCUGAAAUUAUAUUUUUGUUCUAUAAAAUAACGUCUUUCAUUUCCAACUCUCUCAAAAUUGUUUCCGACCUAAUGGACUCAAAUGCUCCGACUCUGUUUUUCCGUCCUCAAUCAGAGUUUAAGGAUGAGAGCGAAAAUGGGGUUAGGGUUUUUGACACAAAUUUCUUGCAAAAACAAGCAAACGUGCCCACAGAGUUUAUUUGGCCACAUGGCGACUUAGUUCCAAAUCAAGAAGAUCAGCUCAAUGAACCCUUAGUCGAUUUAGAAGGGUACUUUAGAGGUGACGAGUCUGCAACUAUAUUUGCAGCCGAACUUAUCAGGAAGGCUUGUUUGAACCAUGGUUUCUUCCAAGUCACCCACCACGGUGUUGAUGCGGCUCUUAUUCAUGCGGCGCAGAAUCAAAUGGAUGGAUUUUUCAAACUUCCCAUUAAUGAGAAGCUCAGAGCUCGGAGGAACCCUGGUAGCAUGUGGGGAUAUUCGGGUGCCCAUGCUGAUCGUUAUUCAGAUAAGUUACCAUGGAAAGAGACGUUUUCUUUUGGCUACCAUGAGAAUGGAGCAAAAACAGUUGUGGUGGAUUACUUCAAAUCGGUUUUGGGUAAUGAUUUUGAAGGAGGAGGGUUGAUCUUUCAAAGCUACUGCAAAGCAAUGAAAGAACUGUCUCUGGUGAUUAUGGAACUCUUGGCAAUUAGUUUGGGAGUGGAGCGCUCAUACUAUCGUAAAUUCUUUGAAGAUGGUAGUUCAAUAAUGAGAUGCAACUUCUAUCCACCUUGCCAGGAACCGGGCCUCACCCUUGGAACUGGGCCUCAUUGUGAUCCGACUUCCUUAACGAUACUUCAUCAAGACGAAGUUGGGGGCCUUCAAGUAUUUGCAGACAACAAAUGGCAAGAUGUGAAGCCUCAGCCCAACGCCCUUGUGAUUAACAUUGGUGAUACAUUUGUGGCAUUAUCUAAUGGGAUAUACAAGAGUUGCCUGCAUAGGGCAGUGGUGAACAGGGAGAGAGAGAGGAGGUCACUGGUUUUCUUUGUGUGCCCGAAAGAAGACAAGGUGGUGAGACCCCCACAAGAUCUUGUUGAUAGAGAAGGGCCAAGGAAGUAUCCUGAUUUCACAUGGUCCGAGCUGUUUGAGUUCACACAAAAGCACUACCGAGCAGACGUAACAACACUCCAAUGCUUCAUUCGUUGGCUUCUAUCUUCCAAGUCCAACUAACAGCUAGUCUCUUGGAUGCUUUUGAUCAUAGCGUGUGUUGGCUUCUUAUGCUUGUUAUAUAUAUAUAUAUAUAUAUGCAAACCCUAUCUCCCUCUCAAGUUUAUGUGGCUAUCAUGUAACACGAGUAGCUAGUGAGUAGGUUUACUUUAUCAGCUACUGCUUUUUAGCACUGUACAUGCAAGCUUUCCGGUGUACCGUUCCGUUUGUCUGAAAAAUAAAUGUUCUGUAAUAUAGUUUUUCAUUCCCAGAAA
Cornus florida is the source of this 1781-nucleotide messenger RNA. RefSeq names its product gibberellin 20 oxidase 2-like. Gene Ontology annotation, biological process: response to light stimulus; gibberellin biosynthetic process; unidimensional cell growth. The transcript has 5 exons. NCBI's taxonomy places the organism in Eukaryota, Viridiplantae, Streptophyta, Magnoliopsida, Cornales, Cornaceae. Gene Ontology annotation, molecular function: gibberellin 20-oxidase activity. Bases 1 to 1530 code for a protein of 509 amino acids. The record is from RefSeq and is a predicted model, not a curated record.